Drosophila takahashii is the source of this 1888-nucleotide messenger RNA. The record is from RefSeq and is a predicted model, not a curated record. Lineage: Eukaryota; Metazoa; Arthropoda; Insecta; Diptera; Drosophilidae.
UCGGAGCAAGUGUCUUUGGGCCCGAAACCCAUUCAGAUUUCACAGCCGUCGGAUUGUUGGCGAAUUCGGCCAUUCAGUUGCCUUAUCGACGGCCAUCGGGCUGGGUGUACCUACACUUGAAUAUUUAUUUAUUUUUUUUGUUUGUUGAUCGGUUGAUACGAAACCCGAAAAUGCCAACCACUUGCAGUCGACUUUUAGGAUUUCUGGCCAUGAUGAUGGUCAUCCUGGGGGCACCUCUCUCGGCUGAGGCUGCCGACAAGGAGGGCUUUCCCGUGUCCAUUAUCCACAUCAACGACCUGCACGCCAGGUUCGAGGCCACGGACACCUCUGGAGGAACUUGCGAUGAGGGCGAGCAAUGCAUCGGCGGAUAUCCGCGCACUGUCUACACGGUGAGGCGACUCCUCCGGGAGCAGGCGGAGCUCAAUCCCAUCUACAUCAAUGCCGGAGACAGCUUCCAGGGGACGCUGUGGUACAACAUCGGUCGCUGGAACGUCACCCAGCAGCUCCUCAACCUCCUGCCCGCCGAGGCAAUGACCCUGGGCAACCACGAGUUCGAUCACGGAGUCGAGGGCGUUGUGCCCUUCCUGGAGACGGUGAACACCACUAUGCUGGUGGCCAACAUGGACUGCGCCCACGAGCCGACCAUGGAGGGCAAGUACAACAAGUCGAUGAUCAUUGAGCGGUCGGGUCGGAAGAUUGGGCUGAUUGGCGUUAUCCUGGAGACGACCUACGAUCUGGCCAAUACCGGCAAGGUGAUCUUCCGGAACGAGAGCGACACCAUCCGCGAGGAGGCGCAGCUGCUGAAGGCCCAGGGCGCCAACAUCAUCAUCGUGAUCUCGCACUGCGGCUACGAUGUGGACAAGGAGAUCGCCGCCAAUGCCGGCGACUGGAUCGACGUCAUCGUGGGCUCCCACUCGCACACCUUCCUCUACACUGGUGAUCCACCAGGUCCGCACAGCGCCUCUGGUCCUUACCCCACCGAGGUGGUCCACAGCUCCGGCCACCGCGUCCUCAUCGUCCAGGCCUCCGCCUACGCCCGCUACGUGGGCAACCUGGUCGUCUACUUCGAUGACAACGGCGACGUCCUGGACUUCGAGGGCGACCCGCUCUACAUGGACCAAUCGGUGCCCGAAGAUGAAAUCGUUCUGCAGGCCAUGGUGCCGUGGCAAAUCGAGAUGGAACCCAUCGCCAACCGGAUCGUGGGCCAAAGUAGGGUUUAUCUCCAGCAGAGCGAGUGCAGCCGUGGGGAGUGCAAUCUGGGGAACUUCUUCACGGAUGCCAUACUUUAUGCGUUCGUCAAAGAUGCCACUUCAUCGUCCGUCGAUGACAGUUGGAGUAACGUGACCAUUGCAGUGACAUCGCAGGGAACUUUCCGAGUGCCCAUUUCAGCUGGCAACAUCACCUACAAGCAAUUGUUCGCCAUGUGCCCAUGGCAGAAUCGAUUGGUCGCCCUUACUCUCGAGGGGAAGCACAUUGUGGAGCUUUUGGAGCACGGAGUGGCGCCCAUGAAUGCCAGUUCUGCAUCGCCGCGAUCCUCGCGAUUCCUGCAGGUUUCCGGUCUACGGGUCGUCUUCGAUUUGACCUUACCCGCAGGUCAGCGCGUCUCCAGUGUCCGAGUUCGAUGCUCCAAAUGCAAAGUCCCCGAAUAUAUGCCACUCGUUCCGGAAGAGAAGUACCGCGUAGUGGUCAUGGAGUACCUGGCAAAUGGAAAGAAUGGUUUCGGCGUAAUCAACGAAAACGCAGAGCAUCCCGAGAUGGGUCCCUUCGAUUUGGACGCAUUGAUGGAGUACAUGGACGCCGUGGGACCUAUUACCACUGGAAUUGGUCAUAGGAUUCAGUUUGUCAAUACAUAAUAUUUAAUUGGGUUUUGGUAAAAAUUUUACUUUUU